AUGAAGCUUGUUGUUUAUAUAAUUACGAUUAUAAGCCUGGGUCCCGUACCAAUUAUGAGUACUGAUGUUUGUAUUCAAGAAUGUACAUGUUUAAAAAAGUUCACCACUGUAAAUUGUGAUUCAAAAGGCUGGAAAAAUUUAAUCGACGCAGAAUUUCCAGCGAGCGUUGUUAUUUUAACACUUAAUAGUAAUAACUUGAAAUUUGAUACAAUUGAUGAUCGUUCUAAAAUUGAGCACUUAACAAAGUUACUAGAUUUGAGUCUUAACGGAAACCCACUUGAUAUAAUUCCGGCAUUUAAUAAUUCAAAAAUCACAUCACUUUCAUUACAAGAUACAUCGUUGACAUCAGCUGAAUUUCCAUCAUCUUAUACAGGUUCUCUUUUACACACCAUAUCCCUUAGUCAUAAUAAAAUUAAUGUCAUUACUGAAAAUGAUUUUCUUCCUUUGAAAAAUUCUCAAGUAGCAAAAUUACGUAUAGAUCAUGCGCAUCUUUUAAAAAUUCAUCAAAAUGCAUUUAUUCCGUUAGUGGAACUUCAAUCAUUAUCAUUACAACAAAAUGAAUUAAAAUCAUGUGAAUUCCUAUCAACAUUCAGCUUACUUUCAUCGGUUAAUCUUGAUGGAAAUCAGUUUACUUCACUGCCACAACAAUUGACAACACCUGGCCAUAUAAAAGAAUUCUUUUUUAGACAAAAUUUGAUAUCAGUUAUUGAUGAUUCAUCACCAUUAUAUUCAUGGCUAAAAAUGAAUUAUACGAAUAUAAAAAUUUAUUUAGCUAAUAACUCAUUCGAUUGUUGCCGAUCAUUGUGGUUUAUUCGUUUUUUAACUUCAUCUUCCCAUUCUGUUGGAGACGCUCCUUUGUUAAGAUGUGCGACGCCAGCAGCUUAUGCAGGAAGGAAUUUGACAACACUCAACCCAGAUGAUAUGAAUUGCAGUGGAAUUUCACCAAAGAAAACAUGGUGGACAACUGUUCGAAUUAUUGGUAUAACCAUUGGAGGAAUUGCUACUGUCUUAGUUUCGGCGAUUGUUGUAAUAGUAACGAUUCGUCUUGUAAAAUUACGUUCAGGUUACACAGAAAUCGAUGGAGAUGGCGGCUCAUUGCCGAGUGCUCCAUUGUUGGCAUCAUCUCAUGAUUUUCCAUUUCCACAACACGGUGAAGACGAUGAUUCUAUUUCCACGUAUUCAACUGCACACUCAAGAAAUACGUAUGGAUCACAUAUGACAACAGCUAGUACUGCUGCUGGCAUUUCAGUAAAUGAUGGAGACCAAAUCUGA
Messenger RNA from Rotaria socialis, 1272 nucleotides. NCBI's taxonomy places the organism in Eukaryota, Metazoa, Rotifera, Eurotatoria, Philodinida, Philodinidae. The record is from the annotation of a GenBank genome assembly.